AUGAAGCGCAGUGAUAUCCUGAAGAUCGAAUACUUUCGUGACCAGUUUCGCGCCUGGCGACUAAGUGGCUCUUUUGAACUGAGCAAGGGAAAGUACUGGAGCUGGACUAUGUUUAAGUGCAUACUUGUAUAUUUGCUGACGCCUAUGAUAUUAGGGGCUAUGUUUCGAUCCGACAAACCCUUGGAGAAUAACUACAACUUUAUCGUGUCACUCACUUUGCUGUCAAAUCUACUGAAGUUCCCGAUAUACGUCACCCAACUACCAAAACUGGUCGAGAUUCAGAAGCUAAUUAGCCAACUAGACGCCCGGGUUUCCGGGAAGGAUCAGGAACUCCGGCACGGAAAAAUCUCCAAGCACAUGCAAAGGAUGUCCAAGCUGUUUCUGAUCAUAUACGUUAUUAUUUUUAUCAACGCGGCGGUUCCUUUUGUGUUUGAAAAAGAGCGCAACCUGCCUGUGCCUAUGUGGUUUCCCUUAGACUGGAAAAAUUCAUCGCUAGCCUAUAUGGGAGCUUUACAUUUUCAGGAGAUCAGCAUGUUUUUUCAAAUCCUACAUACUUAUGCAGCGGACUCCUUUUCUCCCUUGGCCUUGAUCCUGGUUUCCGAACAAUGUCAGUUGCUUAUCCUAAGGAUCUCUCAAAUAGGAUAUGGUUCUAGGACUCUGAAAGAAAAUGAACAGGACCUUGUCGAAUGCAUCAGGGAUCAAAAUACGCUCUACAGGUUACUUGAAUUGAUAGGAACCAUGAUUUCUUAUCCCUUGAUGGUGCAGUUCUCAACUGUUGGCGUUAGUAUCGCAGCCAACUUGUUUGGCUUGAUAUACUAUGUGGAGACCACUUCGAAUCGGGUGUACUACUUCUGUUAUCUGUUGGGUCUUACUAUGCAGAUAUAUCCUAGCUGUUAUUACGGAAGCACAUUGGAGAACAGCUUUGCAGAGCUGCAUUACGCAGUCUUUUGCAGCAACUGGGUGGGUCAAAGCGCUACCUACCGGGGGCACAUGCUAAUCAUGGAGGAACGGACCAAACGACAGCAGCGCCUUCUCGCCGGCAAACUGGUGCCAAUUCACUUAAGAACUUUUGUGGCUUGUUUGCAGGGAGCAUUCUCAUUUUUUACUCUGAUGGUCAACAGAAGUGAUCCUAACCGGGAGCAUUUAAAGCUUCGACAACUCAAAUAG
This is a messenger RNA of Drosophila takahashii, 1167 nucleotides long. RefSeq names its product odorant receptor 23a-like. Gene Ontology annotation, cellular component: plasma membrane. The record is from RefSeq and is a predicted model, not a curated record. Gene Ontology annotation, molecular function: odorant binding; olfactory receptor activity. NCBI's taxonomy places the organism in Eukaryota, Metazoa, Arthropoda, Insecta, Diptera, Drosophilidae. Gene Ontology annotation, biological process: detection of chemical stimulus involved in sensory perception of smell; sensory perception of smell.